Molecule: messenger RNA, 1155 nt
Organism: Portunus trituberculatus (swimming crab)
Lineage: Eukaryota; Metazoa; Arthropoda; Malacostraca; Decapoda; Portunidae
Product: NPC intracellular cholesterol transporter 2-like
Exons: 4
Coding region: 41-490 (149 amino acids)
Biological process (GO): sterol transport
Molecular function (GO): sterol binding
Source: RefSeq, a predicted model, not a curated record
AUCAGAGCAGUCUACUCCCCCUUUGAGCACCGGGGCGAAAAUGGAGAGGUGCACGAUACAGGCGGUGGUGGUGGUGAUAGCGGCGGUGUGGCUUGGAGCGGCACAGGCGACAGUUUACCAGGAUUGCGGUUCCACGGCGGAUAUUCAUGAGUUCUCGUUGUCGUAUUGCGAGGUGCCGCCUUGCAUCGUGCACCGCCCCAGCAACUAUGACGUCAACAUCACUUUCACGCCAACUUCCGCCGCCUCAGAGCUGGAGACCAUCAUCAUAGCCACCAUCUCUGGCGUCGACUUCCCUUGGCCAGGCCCCGAAGGUUGCUCCCAGCUAGAGAAUGACGUCUGCCCCCUUCAGAUCGGCCACAAGUAUAAGUACAGCGCCUUCAUGCCAGUACUGGUGGAGUACCCGGCCAUCUCCGUGGUGGUGCAGUGGAAGCUGAAGGAUGAGAACGACGUGAUCCACUUCUGCGCUAUGUUUCCCAUCACCAUUGUCUGAGGCAGCGAGAGGCAUCUUCCCCUAACUAACCCUACAAACCUCAACUCCCCUACGACGCCUCAAGCCACCUCCAGCAUCUAGCUCCUUUAUACUUACAUACGUCUUGUCCAGCAUUGUUUUUAGUCCUCAUACAGCCCCGGCGCCGCGUUCAUACUUCUUAACGCACUCUACUAGAAGUUACUGUGAUUUUCAAGAGUUGUAUGCUUCUAGUGUUGGUUUAACAUGGCUUUAUGCAUCUUCAAUUGGCGGUUAUGAUAAUAGUAAUAGUAAUGAUAAUUAUGAUAAUGAUAAUAAUAGAAUAUAAGAAAAACAGACUAAUGAUCUCUGUAGUCUUUAAAAAUAAGGCUAAUGAGAGAGAGAGAGAGAGAGAGAGAGAGAGAGAGAGAGAGAGAGAGAGAGAGAGAGAGAGAGAGACUGGUAGGAGUACUAAUAAUAAAAUGAACUGCCCGCCAAUCAGUCAGUCAGUCGUCCUUUCAGCUUCAUUCAAUAGGUAAAGUGACAUAGAAACUACAAUUAUUAAACAUUUACUAUGUAUAACCACAUGUAUUUGUAUAUUUGUAUGUUAAUCCUCCCAGGUAUCAGACAUGCAUUAGUUGAGUCAUUCUUUAAACACACAAGCUAAACACUACUCAUAUUUAGUCGUGUUAAUUAAGAGUGCUUGAUGC